AUGUUCCAUGAAUCAACACCUAAUUCAUUUGUUAAAAAACCAAUAUUCAAAAAUAACUCAUGUCUUCAAAAUGCUUAUUUUCGUGGUCUCCUUACAACUUAUCAUAAUUCACCAAAUGUUACUGUUUCAGAUUGUAUUUUUUUAGAAAACAAAGUCCAAUAUACAUUUUUUGCACACAAUGGACUUAUUACAGUUAUAAACUGUACUGGAAGUGAUUUAACUGCCAGUACUGCAUCUGAUGGCGCAGUUAAUACAGAUGAAAUGGCUGCAGAUCCAUUUAUUCUCAGGCUUGAACUUCUUUCAUUAGGUAAAUGUGAAGCAGAAUACCCAUUUCUAUUCGAACUUGUUUUGAUACGAUCUAAAAAGAAGAAAAAAAGUUAA
This is a messenger RNA of Trichomonas vaginalis G3, 381 nucleotides long. RefSeq names its product pectin lyase-like family. Bases 1 to 381 code for a protein of 126 amino acids. Lineage: Eukaryota; Parabasalia; Trichomonadida; Trichomonadidae. The record is from RefSeq and is a predicted model, not a curated record. The transcript has a single exon.